AUGGCAUCAGAACCACAAUCCUCAGAAUCAACUCCGGUUCCAGCCCACCUCGACCCAAAAACCUACCCACGCACUCACCACAACCCAACCCAAAACAUUCACAUUACCCUAACCUACGAAACUCUGGACCCAAACACCUACCUAUCGCAAACCGCUUCCCCAGCAGCAGGCGCCAAUACACUUUUCCUUGGUACAACGCGCGACACCUUCGAAGGCCGCUCCGUCUCGCAGCUCAGCUACACAACUUACCCGCCUCUAGCGCUAAAGACGCUAGCGGGGAUCGCAGAGGCAGCCGUGAAGACGCAUCGACUUGAGGGUGUAAGUAUUGCGCAUAGACUCGGGACUGUGCCGAUCGGGGAAGCUUCGAUUGCGAUUGCUGUUAGUGCAGGUCACCGAGGUGCGGCGUGGAGAGCGGGUGAGGAGGUGCUCGAGGCUUGUAAGGAGAAGGCGGAGAUCUGGAAGAGGGAAGAGUUUGUUGAUGGGGGGAUGGAGUGGAGGGCUAAUGCGGAUCGGGAUGCGGAGGGAAAGGCUGUGGGGACGGGGGUUGUGUAG
This is a messenger RNA of Penicillium coprophilum, 552 nucleotides long. Its product is annotated as molybdopterin synthase catalytic subunit. Gene Ontology annotation, biological process: Mo-molybdopterin cofactor biosynthetic process. Lineage: Eukaryota; Fungi; Ascomycota; Eurotiomycetes; Eurotiales; Aspergillaceae. Gene Ontology annotation, molecular function: molybdopterin synthase activity. The record is from RefSeq and is a predicted model, not a curated record. Gene Ontology annotation, cellular component: cytosol. The coding region runs from base 1 to 552 and encodes 183 amino acids. The transcript has a single exon.